This is a messenger RNA of Trichophyton benhamiae CBS 112371, 2913 nucleotides long. RefSeq lists its product as uncharacterized. Gene Ontology annotation, molecular function: ATP hydrolysis activity; ABC-type transporter activity; ATP binding. The transcript has 4 exons. Lineage: Eukaryota; Fungi; Ascomycota; Eurotiomycetes; Onygenales; Arthrodermataceae. Gene Ontology annotation, cellular component: membrane. The record is from RefSeq and is a predicted model, not a curated record. Gene Ontology annotation, biological process: transmembrane transport. The coding region runs from base 1 to 2913 and encodes 970 amino acids.
AUGGGCACCGUCAGCAUUGACGGCCUGGGGCUGGCCGCUCAUCAAAUGCAGCCUAUCAGACGCGCGUUGGACACCCUCCAUAACUUCUCUCCCGUCAUCUUAUUCGUCGUCUUUGCUGUGGCCUUCGUCACAAACACCGUCAUUGCAAACCGGAGGAUCGAGCCCAAGGCGCAGCAUACAAAGGGUGCAAGGACCGGGCCCGGAGGCAGGCCUCUGCCUACGCGCAUGAGGAGCGCUGCCGUGCUGAUUGCCCGCAAAACCCCCGACUUCUCGCCUGCCACGAAGCUAGCUUUCAAAUGGCUGGCCGUGGGCGUCCUGUUCAGCUUUAUUGCCGAGGCCGCCAUCCAUGUUGCUCACAUUGUGCUCCAUCGAAAGGACCACUGGUGGUGUGGUCAAGCAGUCGUAGUGAUUGAUUUUGAUGUUGUUGUUAUUGUUGCUGCUGCUGUUGAUGAAAUGACGUCUAUUCAUGUGGUCGGCACUUUCUUUGUCCACACUCUGGUGCUGAUAUCUCUGAUUGACACUACGCCCUCACCAACAGUGGCCCAGCUCAUCACCUGGAUAGUCUCUAUGCUGCUGGAGCUGGUCAUCCUGGCCCUGUUCCUUGAUAUCAACACCUCGCCGCACCACGAGCCCAUCGUUGGCGACCCGCUCGGGGGCCCGCUCAGAAAGGGGCUGACUACCUGGGAAGCCGGCCUCGUUGUCACAGCCAGUGCCCGGAUCUUGCUGCUCGUGUCUCUGGUUGUUAUCUACAGCCUGACUUCCUAUGCCUUGAAAAGUGGAGCUCAGAACAGCGGGACUGCCACAGAGACUACUUCACUGCUACACUCUGGAAAUGGCACUGCACACGCCAACGGUGACCGUUACGGUGCUUCUCAUCGACAUCUCAAACAUGACGACGAUGACCAGCCCGAGGAAGACGGAUGGGUGCGGCCAAAGACACUCCCGUCGACCAGCUGGUGGGAGUAUAUGAGCGGCUACUCGCUCUUUUUCCCGUACCUUUGGCCGUCCAGGUCAACCAAGCUGAAGUCAAUCGUUGUCUUCUGUUUCUUCCUUGUCAUACUCCAAAGAGGCGUCAACCUCGGAGUUCCCAUGCUCGUUCGUAACAUCGUCAAUAUCCUUGCCCAGGAACAUGGAAACGAGUUCUACGUUCCAUGGGGCACCAUUUGUCUAUACGUCAUCUUCCGCUCACUACAGGGCUCCCAGGGCCUUAUCGGAUCCCUGCGUUCCUUCUUGUGGAUUCCCGUUGGCCAGUACUCCUACAUGGAGCUCUCAACGGCCGCCUUUGAACAUGUCCACAGUCUCAGCCUCGACUUCCACCUCGGCAAGAAAACUGGCGAGGUCCUGUCUGCCCUGGGUAAAGGUAGCUCCAUCAACGGCUUCCUUGAGCAGGUUACAUUCCAGGUUGUGCCGAUGUUGGUUGACAUGUGCAUUGCCGUGGGCUACUUCUUUGUCGAGUUCGAUGUCUACUACGCAUUGGUGGUAGGCAUCAUUACCUUCUUGUACCUCUAUCUGACCAUCCGCAUGGCCCAGUGGAGAGGUGAAGUCCGACGCAUGAUGACUAAUGCUGAUCGCCAGCAGGAUGCUGUCAAAAAUGACUCGAUGGUUUCAUAUGAAACAGUCAAGUACUUUAAUGCUGAACCUUACGAGUUCAACCGAUACCGUGGGGCCGUUUCGGACUACCAGGCCGCUGAAUACCAUGUCCUGUUUUCUCUUCAGUUGAUGAAUACCUGCCAGAACACCGUUUUCAUGCUAGGCCUUCUCAUCACUUGUUUCAUUUGCGCUUUCCAGAUCGCAAAUGGUCAGAGAGAUGUUGGUCAGUUCGUCGGCUUGCUCACAUACAUGUCCCAACUUCAGGGGCCUCUAAACUUCUUCGGAACCUUUUAUCGCUCGAUCCAAGGAGCCAUGAUUAACUCUGAACGGCUUCUGGAGCUGUUCAGGGCAAAACCUACUGUUGUUGAUGCACCUGAUGUUGAUGAACUCCGCUCCUGCAAUGGCGGAAUCGAGUUUGACAAGGUACACUUCGCAUAUGACAGCCGCAAGCCGGCCCUGAAUGGACUCUCCUUCGAAUGUAAGCCUGGUACUACCACUGCUCUUGUGGGAGAGUCAGGCGGUGGAAAGUCCACUGUUUUCCGUCUUUUGUUCCGGUUCUACAACUCUACUUCUGGUCAGAUCCGCGUGGACGGCCAUCCUGUCGAGAGUGUGUCCAUCGACUCGCUCCGCCGACACAUCGGUGUUGUUCCACAAGAUACUGUCUUGUUCAAUGAGACCAUUAUGUACAACCUCAAAUACGCUAACCCUGCGGCAACCGACGAGGACAUCUACGAUGCUUGUCGUGCAGCCAGCAUCCAUGACCGCAUCCUCACCUUCCCCGAUGGUUACCAAACCAAAGUUGGAGAACGUGGUCUCAGACUGAGUGGCGGAGAAAAACAGCGAGUCGCAAUCGCUAGAACGAUUAUCAAGAACCCACGUAUCAUUCUUCUGGAUGAAGCUACCGCCGCUCUCGAUACCGACACCGAAGAACACAUCCAAGGCGCCUUGGCUACCCUGUCCAAGGGCCGAACCAUGCUUGUCAUUGCUCACCGUCUCAGCACAAUCACCACGGCGGAUCAGAUCCUUGUCCUCCAAAACGGACAGGUUGCCGAGAAAGGUACUCAUGAACAGCUGUUGGCCAUGAAAGGCCGUUAUUCAAGCAUGUGGCGUAAACAGAUUAAGGCUCAGAGAGCUGCCGCCGAGGCACAGGCCCUGCAGGACCGCGCGGAACGACUGAGAAGCAGUUCCGUGGUUGCUGGUGGCGGUGAGGAUAGCUCCAGCCAGUCAGACGAAGAUAGACAUGCAGAGACCACUGCUCGUCCACGCCCAACCCUGUCACAGCGCUCUACCAAAGCUCCCGAGACUAAACCUGCCGGACCUUAA